CGAACUUCAGCAGUAGGAGUAGUUGCGUAUGGGAACUUCGGUAGCAACAUGAUAGUUGCGCUGAGGAAAGGCUUGCAGCUAUAGUCGUUGCUGUCGGAAACGUAUCCUUGCUGUUCGGAAGGUUUACCCUAUUUGACUUACUUUGCAGUCCGUACGCUACACGGUAUCCUGCACACUUUUGCAAUUACCGGUACCGGGACCUCCGCAGCGGCCUGUUAACCAUGGCGAAACAAUGCGCUAGCAAUGCAUGUAGUACAGCAUCGGAGCUCCUCUCAUCCUGCCACCCGGCGGGGCCGGCCCCAGCUCCGAUGCUAGCCUCGCCCAUUAUCACGACAGCUUUCGCAGCGCUGGCCGCAGCCGCUUGCUGCAGCCGCCGCGGCGUACCCUUCUCCCGGACCUUGCGAACCUGGGCCCAAUCCAGCACGUCAGCUGCUUUGCAGCCUGCCAACUCAGCAGCAAUUGGCAUCGCAUCUGCAUCCGCGCCUUCCGUCACAGCCCGCAGCGCUGGCCUGCUUGGUGCGAUCGGCAGCAGCGGAGGUGCAGGCGGCGUGCUGACUCGCGUUGCUGGCUCGUCGGUGCCGCUGUCGCUGCGGGCGGCUCCCGUGCGCCGUAUGGCUACCCAACAGCAGCAGCAGCAGGCGCCGCAGGCCACUGCCCCGCUGCCCGCAGUCGCCCGCGGCACCCCCAGCAGCAGCAGGCUGGGUCAGGCUGUACGACUGCAGGCGGCUGCAGCCUGGCAGCGGUACGGCAUGGCGUUGGGUGCGGCGGCGGCGGUGGCGGCGGUGUAUGCGCUGUGGCGGCUGAUGUACGGUGUGACCAGCGCCUUUAUCUCCGUGAAUGAGAAGCUGGCGGAGUACGGGCUGAUGGGUCUUGCUGUCACGCUGGUGGGCGUGUUCGCGCAGUACCUGCACUGGCGCUCCUCCGUGAGCCCCGGUGCGGUGGUGCGGAGGGCCAUGGAGCGACUGAGCAGCCACCCGGGGGUGGUGGAGGUGAUGGGCAAGCGGCUGGUGGGCAGCGAGGUGCGCGCCUACGUGGUGACGGGAGGGGGGCUGUACCUCUCCAAGAACUGGAGACCCAAGAUCCGCAGCCGGCGCAUCCAGAUGAUGUUCCCGCUGAGCGGCUCGGAGCGGCGGGGGCUGGUGUCGCUGGAGGCCAAGAGGAAGCAGGGCCAGUACUCCUGGAAACUGCUGGCUGUGGACCUGGGGCCCGAGCUGCAGCAGGCACUGCCCGCACCGGGAGGGGGGGCGGGAGGAGGGCUGCUGCCCACCUCCUCCACCUCCUCCUCCCCCCAGCUGCAGCCCCAGCAGUCGCGGGUGUAUGUGGUGGGCGAUGCGGCCGCCUACGGGCGCAGCGGGGUGCUGGGGGAGCUGAGGGCGCCGUUCAUCAAGGCGCUGCUCAACGCCCACUCCUACGAGGCGGAGGACGAGGCGGAGGACGAGGCGGAGGGGCAGCAGCUGCAGCUGUCCAGUGGCAGUGCAGGCAGCAGCCGGGGGGACACAACACAGGGGGCGGCACCGGCACCGGCAGCAGCAGCAGCUGCUCCGUCUGCCGCUGCCGCAGCGGCCCCAGCAGCACCCGCCCCGCCUGCUGCUCCUGCCCCCGCUGCUGCCCCCGCAGCUGCUGCUGCGCCCCCUGCACCCGGACAACCCCCGGUGGCGGCGGCUGCCCCCACCUCCUCCCCUGACACCCCCACCCCCUCCCCCAGCUCCUGGUGGGGUCGGUUGCGGAAGAGCGCGUGAUGAGAGGGCGCGUGCGAGGGGGGGGUGGUGGGGGGGGGCUGCCUCCCAUGGGCGCGUGAGGCGGGGGUGUCAGGGCGUCAGGGCGGUAGAGGCAGGGGGGGUGCGGCAGCCCCCCCAUCCCUUCCAGGGGAAAAACGUGUGUGUAUGGGCAUGGACGGUGGGGGCGGGGCGCGCAGCCGUGUGGUGCUGGGAAGGCAGGGGGCACCUUGUCAGCAGGUGGCCCCAGGAGGGAGGCGGGUGGUAAAGAGGAAACAACUACCUGACCGUGGGAUGUCAGGUGUGCGAGUGGUCAUUGUCUGGGAGGAGCUGGGAGGAGGUAGGGGUGUGGAAGUGGGGGGAGAAGAUGGGUAGGGCGGCGGUGGCAGGAGGGGGCACUGAAGCAAAUAGGUUGUAGGAGUAGGAGGAGGUGCGGGGGUUCGUGGGGCUAGGGUUACGGCGAUGUAGCGCGGAUGGUACGCCUUGUGUUUAGGAAACUGGCCUCGGAACGAACGUACUCUGUGAUUGCUGGAUGAUGAAGAUGAUGAAGGCCCCACAGUCCCACGGAGGGUCGGUCCCCUGUAAUUGCAGGGGGCGGGGGUAGGUCGGAGGGUAGGUCGGAGGGUAGCCGCGGACAGGGGAGUCCAGAGGACACCCGGGUGCCCUCCCUCCAGGCGGCGUUGCACAGGUGACCAUGUGCGCCACACAUGUUACCUACAUGCUACCAUUGAGGGGCACUGGGCGAUGUGGGCACACCUGAACACGCUGCGAACGAUGGGGUAUUGUGGAAGGCCGAACAACAGAGCGCUCUCAUACAUAGCGUGGCUCCCUGGGGACCGCACGCUGCGGUGUUUUC
Astrephomene gubernaculifera is the source of this 2571-nucleotide messenger RNA. Lineage: Eukaryota; Viridiplantae; Chlorophyta; Chlorophyceae; Chlamydomonadales; Astrephomenaceae. The record is from the annotation of a GenBank genome assembly.